AUGCGAUUCUCACCCUUCCUCUCAACCCUCGUCUAUACCUUUUCCAACUUUUCCCGCGUCCGCGCCGCGCAGUCCCUCGGCACCCAGGCGCCCCUCGCAGCGAACCGACAGCUCCGCGCUUCCAUGCCCUCGAUCCCGUUCCUGGGCGCUCUGUUUGGAUCUUCCGCUUCGCAGCAGGAUAAGAUGUCGUACCCCGAUAAGAGGUCUGAUGAUGAGUGGCGGGCUGUUUUGAACAAGGAGCAAUUCCGCAUCCUCCGCGAAAAGGGCACCGAACCCCCCGGCUCCGGCAAAUUCGACAAGCACUACCCUUCCGAGGGCGUCUACGCCUGCGCCGGCUGCGAGGCGCCUCUCUACAAGGCCACGCACAAGUUCAAGUCGGGCUGCGGCUGGCCGGCCUACUUUGACUCGUUGCCGGGCGCCGUCGUCCGCCACGAGGACCGCAUGUUCGGCAUGACGCGCACCGAGAUUGUGUGCGCCAACUGCGGCGGGCACCUGGGUCACGUCUUCAAGGGGGAAGGGUUUGACACCCCGACGGACGAGAGGCACUGUGUUAACAGUGUCAGUUUGACGUUUGCGCCGGAGGAGAAGAAGGGUGGGCAGGGGACUGCUGAGGGUACGAAGGGGGAGAGUAAGGUUUGA
This is a messenger RNA of Colletotrichum tamarilloi, 639 nucleotides long. RefSeq names its product SelR domain-containing protein. Gene Ontology annotation, molecular function: peptide-methionine (R)-S-oxide reductase activity. Gene Ontology annotation, biological process: protein repair; response to oxidative stress. Bases 1 to 639 code for a protein of 212 amino acids. The transcript is spliced from 2 exons. The record is from RefSeq and is a predicted model, not a curated record. NCBI's taxonomy places the organism in Eukaryota, Fungi, Ascomycota, Sordariomycetes, Glomerellales, Glomerellaceae.